AUGAGGAAGGAGGUGUGUUCCCUGGCCUUCCUCAGAGCCGUCUUCUCCGAGUUCCUGGCCACCGCCAUCUUCGUCUUCUUCGGCCUGGGCUCAGCCCUCAAGUGGCCGUCGGCGCUGCCCAGCAUCCUGCAGAUCUCGUUGGCCUUCGGGCUGGCCAUCGGCACGCUGGUGCAGGCCCUGGGCCCGGUCAGCGGAGCCCACGUCAACCCGGCCAUCAGCAUCGCCCUGCUCCUGGGGAACCAGAUCUCGCUGCUGCGGGCCCUCUUCUACGUGGCCGCCCAGCUGGUGGGGGCCAUCGUCGGGGCCGGGAUCCUCUACGGCGUCACUCCUGUCAAUGCCCGCGGGAACCUCGCCGUCAACUCUCUCAACAACAACACGUCAUUGGGCCAGGCCGUCGUGGUAGAGAUGAUCUUGACAUUCCAGCUGGCCCUCUGCAUCUUCUCCUCCACGGACAGCCGGCGGUCCGCGCCCCUGGGCUCUCCGGCCCUGUCCAUCGGCCUCUCCGUCACCCUGGGUCAUCUGGUCGGGAUCUACUUCACAGGCUGUUCCAUGAAUCCCGCCCGCUCCUUGGGGCCGGCCGUCAUCAUGAAGCGCUUCAGCACCGCGCAUUGGGUGUUCUGGGUGGGUCCCAUCGUUGGGGCGGCCCUGGCUGCCUUGUUCUAUUUCUACCUGCUGUUUCCCAACUCGCUGAGCCUGGAGGACCGCGUGGCCAUCGUCAAGGGCUCCUACGAGCCCGAAGAGGACUGGGAAGAGCAGCGGGAGGACCAGAGGGAGGAGCGGAAAAAGACCAUGGAGCUGACCUGCCAGUGAUGGCCCAGGGGACCCCCGGGGAGGAGGCGCUGCCCUCCGAAGCCCCCCCGGAAAACGGGAACGAAGGAAGCCACCAAAAACCGGGGCAUCCCGGGGGGAAUCGGGCAGGCCCUGGGGCCGCCGUCCGAGGUCAUAGGUCAGAGGGGUCAGACAGGCCCGGGGUGUAUUUACUGAACGCUUACUGUGUGCAGAGCACUGUACCGAGCGCUUAGGAGAGUACGCUAUAGGAAUAGUCGGGGCAGCUCAGGGAUUUAGGAGCUGAUGUUGGGCUCUGUCUCCCCCGACCCCCAAACGCCAUUGCCCAGACCCCAGGA
This is a messenger RNA of Ornithorhynchus anatinus (platypus), 1124 nucleotides long. It is a transcript of the gene AQP5, whose product is annotated as aquaporin 5. Gene Ontology annotation, biological process: transmembrane transport. Gene Ontology annotation, molecular function: water channel activity. The transcript has 4 exons. Bases 1 to 810 code for a protein of 269 amino acids. The record is from RefSeq and is a predicted model, not a curated record. Lineage: Eukaryota; Metazoa; Chordata; Mammalia; Monotremata; Ornithorhynchidae. Gene Ontology annotation, cellular component: plasma membrane; apical plasma membrane.